Messenger RNA from Strongylocentrotus purpuratus (purple sea urchin), 2092 nucleotides. Its product is annotated as kinesin-like protein KIF25. The record is from RefSeq and is a predicted model, not a curated record. The transcript has 16 exons. Gene Ontology annotation, biological process: microtubule-based movement. Lineage: Eukaryota; Metazoa; Echinodermata; Echinoidea; Camarodonta; Strongylocentrotidae. Gene Ontology annotation, molecular function: microtubule binding; microtubule motor activity; ATP binding. Bases 44 to 1798 code for a protein of 584 amino acids.
CAGAUUUGUUGUUGUGUGAAAAGAGUGGGCCAGUGGUUAAAAGAUGCCGUUAGAAUUUGAUUCAAGACACUUCAUUCCAGAGCAAGUGAAGCAGUGCAAGAAAAAGCUUAGGGAGAAAGAGGAGAGGAUUGUAUGUCUUGAAACUGAAAAUGCAAUUCUUCAUCUCAAACUCGCUAAGCUUCAGACAGAGAUUGAGGAGGAAAGGAAUUAUUCAUCAUGCAUGGAAGCAUCACUUAGCACUGCAAAGCAGAGAGAUAGUAUGAAAUCAGAUGAUCUAGGAGGAAUUCUUAAACAAAUCAAGGAAGCCAAAGAUGACCUAAGGUCAUUGAGGUCUGCAAUGGUUACCAUGCCAACGAGAGUAACUCAGAGUGUUGAAAACUGGGCUUUAUCAGAAGCUGAGAGAUUGAAGCAAUCGCUGUAUACUGAAAGUGUUGAUUUCAACUUGUUACAGCGUAGAGUGUGCACCUUUCAGAGCGAGCUGACAUCGGCCCAAGAUAAAUACAUGAGAGAGAAAUGCAGAAGGAGAGAGCUUCAUAAUACUCUAGUGGAGCUACGUGGAAACAUUCGAGUUCACUGUCGGGUGCGACCAGUUCUUGAGUAUGAUUACAGUGGUACUCAGACAACUUCUAGCAGACAUCUUGACAGCCCUGAAGAAGUGGUUCAUGUUGAUGAUGAUGAAACUGUAAAUGUGAAUUGUAACAGACCAGGCCAUUCUCAAACCAGUCGUCAGUUUGAAUUUGAAAGAGUGUACAACCAGAGUGAAUCUCAAGAUGAAGUAUUCAAUGAAGUCAAGCCACUCCUCACAUCUCUUCUAGAUGGGUAUAAUGUGUGCAUCAUGGCCUACGGUCAGACAGGUAGCGGGAAGACGCACACUAUGCUGGGAGGGCGCUAUACACAAGGACUGACGCAGACGAGAACCAUUCUGGAUGAGAGUGAGGAAGAUGGGGUGGUACCAAGGGCUGCCAGGGAGUUAUUCAGGUUGCUGAGAGAAAAGCCCAACACACACACCGUGGAAGUGUCUGUUGUUGAAGUCUACAAUAACGAGAUCCGUGACCUUUUGACCUUGAAUCCUGCCACAUCUCGCCAUGACAUCUUCACAGGGGAUGACGGGUCAAUGGAGGUCACUUCUUUAACUCAGAGAGCUGUAACGACCGCUGUAGAGAUCGUUGACCUUGUGCGCCAUGGAAUGACCUAUCGCCAUGAGGAUGCGACCCAGGUUCACGCCCACUCCAGUCGUUCACAUCUCGUUGUUACAUUAACUGUCACUCUCAUCCAGUCUCCAUCUCACAAGCCUUCAUCCAGGGCUAGAAGUCAGUCCCCGUCUCGUUCAUCGUCUAUGAGAGAUGAGCAGGAGGUCAUUAGAACUAAGCUACAACUGGUCGACCUAGCUGGCAGUGAAUGUGUUGGUAUGUCUGGUGUUACAGGGUCUGCGCUGCGAGAGACAUCUCACAUCAACAGAAGUCUGUCAGCGUUGGCUGAUGUCUUAGGAGCUUUGGCUGAAGGCAGAGGUCAUGUGCCUUACAGGAACUCAAGACUCACACACCUUAUGAAAGACUCUAUAGGUGGAGAUGCUAAGCUCCUGGUGGUAUGCUGUGUAUCUCCAACCCAUCGUUUCCUAACAGAGACUCUGCAGUGCUUGGGCUUUGGGUCUAGAGCUAGACAGAUCCAGAGAGGACCAAUCAAAAAGAGACAUGUGGCAACUCAUGCAGGUGCGGGAGACCAAUCCCCUGCCAUAGGAGCCAGAGGAAGACAAGGGCAGAGGCAUAGCAUACCAGGUGAGAUGGCAUUCCAACUGUGAUACUUAUUUUAUCUGAAACUCAAGAAGUUUUAAUUUUACAUGAUGAAAAUAGAGAUAUUUAUGGUUUUGAAAGAUUGUCAAGACUCCUCUUUCAUUGUGAAUGAAUACGUAUUGAAUGAAUUUGAAUUGAGGAGCAAAAUAAUAAUGAUAACAUUUAUGCCAAAGACAUCCUGUAUAUAUGUACAUGUAUGGUUCAUGAAAGACUUGACUACAUAUGGAACAGAAUACCUGAUGUUGUUAAGGAGGCAAUCACAGUUGACCAAUUCUAAAACAGACUGAAAAGUCAUCUGUUCA